CCAAACCAAACCAGAUCUUUGCAGUACACACUACACACCACACUUAAUUAGCUAGCUCCUCUCCUCUAGUUAGCUCUUAGCAAAGCUCCAAAGUUUGGCAGCCAACGUUAAACCCUAGUACACACAAAGUUAAGACAUGUCUCCCACUAUGGCCUCGUCGCUCUGCGUCUUCGCGUCGAUGUCCGGAGCGGCCGGCAGGCUGGCCAGUGGCCAGGGUGGCAAGACCAAGCGGGCCGUGGCGCAGCCUCUCGCGGCUAGCGUCGUGACGGAGACGACGCCGCCAGCCAUCGCCCCGCCGCCGGCUCGGCCCGUCGUCGACGCCCCACGCCGCCGUGGGGGCCGCGGCUGGGACGGCGGCGUUGAGCACGCGGCGUGGAAGAGCGUCCGGCAGGAGAGGUGGGAGGGGGCACUGGAGGUGGAGGGAGAGCUGCCGCUCUGGCUGGAUGGCACGUACCUGAGGAACGGGCCGGGCCUGUGGAACCUCGGCGACUACGGCUUCCGGCACCUGUUCGACGGCUACGCCACGCUCGUCCGCGUCUCGUUCCGCAACGGCCGCGCGGUGGGCGCGCACCGCCAGAUCGAGUCGGAGGCGUACAAGGCGGCGCGCGCGCACGGCAAGGUGUGCUACCGCGAGUUCUCGGAGGUGCCCAAGCCGGACAGCUUCCUCUCCUACGUCGGCCAGCUCGCCAGCCUCUUCUCCGGCUCUUCGCUGACAGACAACUCCAACACGGGCGUCGUCAUGCUAGGCGACGGCCGCGUGCUCUGCCUGACAGAGACCGUCAAGGGCUCCAUGGUGGUCGACCCGGACACACUGGAAACGAUCGGCAAAUUCGAGUACACGGACAAGCUGGGCGGCCUGAUCCACUCGGCGCACCCGAUCGUGACGGAGACCGAGUUCUGGACGCUGAUCCCGGACCUGAUCAGGCCAGGCUACGUGGUCGCGCGAAUGGACGCCGGGAGCAACGAGCGGCAGUUUGUCGGCCGGGUGGACUGCCGUGGCGGGCCGGCGCCCGGGUGGGUGCAUUCGUUCCCCAUCACCGAGCACUACGUGGUGGUGCCGGAGAUGCCGCUCCGGUACUGCGCCAAGAACCUCCUCCGCGCGGAGCCGACGCCGCUGUACAAGUUCGAGUGGCACCUCGAGUCCGGCAGCUACAUGCACGUUAUGUGCAAGGCCAGUGGCAAGAUUGUGGCGAGCGUGGAGGUGCCGCCGUACGUGACGUUCCACUUCAUCAACGCCUACGAGGAGAGGGACGAUGAGGGGCGCGUGACGGCGAUCAUCGCGGACUGCUGCGAGCACAACGCCGACACCUCCAUCCUCGACAAGCUCCGCCUCCACAACCUCCGCUCCUUCACCGGCCAGGACGUCCUCCCUGACGCCAGGGUUGGCCGGUUCAGGAUACCACUGGACGGGAGCCCAUUCGGCGAGCUGGAGUCGACGCUGGACCCAGACGAGCACGGCCGCGCGAUGGACAUGUGCAGCAUCAACCCGGCCCACCUCGGCAAGAAGUACCGGUAUGCCUACGCCUGCGGCGCGCGCCGGCCGUGCAACUUCCCCAACACGCUCACCAAGAUCGACCUCGUCGAGAAGACGGCCAAGAACUGGUACGAGGAGGGCGCCGUGCCGUCGGAGCCAUUCUUCGUGCCGCGCCCUGGCGCCGUGGAGGAGGACGACGGCGUGGCGAUAUCGAUGGUGAGCGCCAAGGACGGAUCGGCCUAUGCGCUGGUGCUGGACGCCUCGACGUUCCAGGAGAUCGCGCGGGCCAAGUUCCCGUACGCGAUGCCCUACGGCUUGCACUGCUGCUGGGUGCCCAGGAACUCAAACGCGUAGAUCGAUCGGCUUUGCUGCUGGCAUCUUAAGUCGUGGACGUCGACGGUGUAGCAACAGAGAUGGCUGGUUUGCUAGGUUUUGUGCCAACGAGAAAAAAAGUAUACACGCUGUAGUUAUGUAUAGGCAGAUGUCAUACACAUGAUACUACAGAGGAAAUGUACGGAGUCCUGCUUCGUUCCCAUAUCUCCGGUCACUGUAGUUGUAGUAAUGCACGCGUGUAAUGUGUACAUAACUCCUGUUAUCGGGUUCAAUAGUGUUAUUC
Phragmites australis (common reed) is the source of this 2090-nucleotide messenger RNA. RefSeq names its product carotenoid cleavage dioxygenase 8 homolog B, chloroplastic. Bases 137 to 1828 code for a protein of 563 amino acids. The transcript is spliced from 4 exons. Gene Ontology annotation, cellular component: chloroplast. Lineage: Eukaryota; Viridiplantae; Streptophyta; Magnoliopsida; Poales; Poaceae. Gene Ontology annotation, molecular function: carotenoid dioxygenase activity. The record is from RefSeq and is a predicted model, not a curated record. Gene Ontology annotation, biological process: carotene catabolic process.